UAUGCCGCGGGGAUACGGCGCACAGUGCGAUGCUGUGCGUCCUCCCGGCGCUGCACGUGCUAUGAGCUGGCUCAUCCUGCAGGUCGCCUACAAGGCCAUCAGCGCGGGGCAGGUAUGGACCUUAUGCCGCGGGGAUACGGCGCACAGUGCGAUGCUGUGCGUCCGCUUGGUGCUAUGAGCUGGCUCAUCCUGCAGGUCGCCUACAAGGCCAUCAGCGCGGGGCAGGUAUGGACCUUAUGCCGCGGGGAUACGGCGCACAGUGCGAUGCUGUGCGUCCGCUUGGUGCUAUGGAGCUGGCUCAUCCUGCAGGUCGCCUACAAGGCCAUCAGCGCGGGGCAGGUAUGGACCUUAUGCCGCGGGGAUACGGCGCACAGUGCGAUGCUGUGCGUCCGCUUGGUGCUAUGGAGCUGGCUCAUCCUGCAGGUCGCCUACAAGGCCAUCAGCGCGGGGCAGAUGGAGGGUGACAUCCGUAGCUCCAGUUCAGAGAUCAGCGAUAGCUCUCACUCCAACCACAGCACUCCGAAUCGUAUCAACAAUAAAAAGGAGACAUAGGGUCCCGCCGGCCGCGCGCGACGCGCCCGCGCUCCGUCACGGGAGCGCACUCGCGCGCACGUGCUUACUAACGGCACGUGAUGUCCGCUGCACGCGCACGCGCGCUUCUGAUCCUGACUACGUCACGUGUUUAGUGAAGUGCACUUUUAUUCUUGAUUACGUCACGUGUCCGGUAAAGCGCACUAUUCUGGACUACGUCAAUUCUCUAGUGAAGUGCACUUUGGUUUAUUACGUCAGUCGUGUCAAGUAAAGCGCGCGUUUUACUACGUCACGCGUCUAGUGAAGUUCACGUCUAUUCUGGAUUACGUCACGCGUCUGGUGAAGUGCGCUUCUAUACCAGAUUGAUACAUCACCUGUCUAGUGAAAUGUAAUAUUCUUGAUUACGUCACGUGUUCAGUGAAGUGCUCUUCUAUUUCUGAUUACGUCACGUGUCUAGUGAAGUUCACGUCUAUUCUGGAUUACGUCACGCAUCUGGUGAGCUGCGCUUCUAUUCCUAAUUACGUCACGCGUCCAGUGAAGCGCGCUUCUGUUGCUGAUGAUGUCACGAGUCUACUGAAUGCGAUAUUCUUGAUUACGUCACGUGUUCAGUGAGGUGCUCUUCUAUUUCUGAUUACGUCACGUGUCUAGUGAAGUUCACGUCUAUUCUGGAUUACGUCACGUGACUGGUGAGGUGCGCUUCUAUUCCUAAUUACGUCACGCGUCCAGUGAAGCGCGCUUCUGUUCCUGACUACGUCACGAGUCUACUGAAGUGCAAUAUUCUUGAUUACGUCACGUGUGCAGUAAAGUGCGCUUCUGUUUCUGAUUAUGUCACGUGUCUAGUGAAGUGCCGUGGACUGUGGGGGAGUGUCUUCAAUCGCCGGAUCUGUACGUAUCCUACUGAUGUUUCCAACUGUACAAUUGUUUGUGGUAUUCAAUGGUAUGUUGAUAGUUGAAACGUGUUUCAAAAGCCGGAUUUUUUCAAGUAUCAAUGAGCAGACGUAUAUUUGUUAUUAUUUAUAGAUUAAAAUUUAAAUUCGCAUGCUAAAUCUCUGGAGUUGCAAAAUUAUGAACGUUCAUAAUGUGUAUUGAAAUUAAAAUACUUUGGAAAUACGCCUCCAAACUUUGCUUUGAAUACAGAAGUCUCAAAAACGUAUGAAAUUUUUUGUUUACAUAAGAACUAAUUUUAUUGAUACAAUAUUAUAUUGAUUUAUGAAUUAUGAAUGACGAUCUAGUCUUAACUUUCCAUUAUGAACAAAAGGAGUUUAACAAAUUUUAUGAACAAAUAAUGAAUGUACCUAAAGUAGUUGGUCAUCAUUUUACGAUACCAGUCUUAAAAGUACAUAAUAUUAUGUCUGCUAUGGCCUUACAAAGACGCUAUAACUUAUAUUUGUUUAACUAAGAACUGAUCAAAAGUUUAUUUACUAGCAUUUAUUUAGUGUUACUUGCUCUAGUUUAACUGUUUUAAGCCCCUCCGUUAAUUGUAAUAAAAAUUAAUGCUUAACGCCAGAAUACUUAAAUAACUUCUUGUCUUAAAUUUUUGCUUACAUGAUAAACGCCCUAUUCACAAACAUUACUAUGAGGACUCACAGUGCGCGUGGACUCACAGGGUGACACACGACAAUAACAGAACUCUAUUCAACGCUAUGCGUUCGAUUUGCUGCUUCACUUAAGCAAGCAUCGUUUGUGAAUACGGGCAUAAAUCUAUUUGCUAUAUUUUCUGUUCGAAGGAAGAUAUUUGCCAAUAAUUUUAAUCAGUUUUGUUUUUAUUUUACAAUUUGUCCCAUUUUUAUAAAUUACGGCAUGUAUUUAAGGCUAUUGUUUACUUUCCUAUUAAUAAUGUUUUAUCUUAUGUCCGCCAUAAAAGGUUCCUAUAUUUACAUAAAAAAAAAUAUUCAAGAAAUGUUCGACGUGGCACGCUGAGAUUACUCUUAUUCCCUGAGAAAUAGAAUGCCUUUUGCAGUCCAACUGUUACACUUGAUUUGCCGUCGAGUGUAAUACUUAUGUAAAAUAACUUUACGUUUUAAAUUCGGGAAAAUAUCUUUAGUUUGCUUGUUAUUAUUGCUUAAAAACUAAAUUAUAAGUCACAAAAUUUUCUCCGGGACCAUAAUUUGGGUAAAAGUAUUAUUUUUAAUAAAAUUAUGCUAGUUUUUUUUAUUACUGUCUAGUUCUAAAAUCACCACUUACCAUUGACUUAAUUUUUCAAUUACCACUUAACUCGUUUUAACUUAAAAUUAAAAUAAUUAGUUUAAUUGUUGCUGGAAAGAGAGAACAAAGUAAUGAGGUUUUAUUAGGCAUUUUUAUUAUAAAGCAUUUCCUCGCACACUAUAUGGUACCGAUAACACGAAAAUAAUAUAUUUACAUUUAUAAAACGUAUUAUAGCCUGACCAGGAACAUAAAAACCCUCGCCAUGUUGCGGAAAACUAAUGGUACUAAUUUCUUUUAAUGGCAACAGUAACUGAAAACUUCAUUGACAUGUCACCUUGCAUGUCAGUCUAUUGCUGUCAAAGUGUAAACAAACUUUAUUUUAAAUGUGCGCAAUUGAUUUUGUGUAUUAAAUUGCUAAAAUCUUUUUAUAGUCGUGAAAGAAAAGUGGUUCACAAUGUGUUAAAGUAUUUGUCGAAGAGAAAUACUAAGGGUUCGGACAAUAUUUUCAUUGAAUAAUGUUUUCAACAAAGAUUGUCAAAUUGACUGACAUGUUUACCGUAUAGUACAGUCCACUAUGAAAAUUUGCUGUGGUUUGUUUCAACUACCUAUUUUAAAGUUUUUUGUCACUUUCUAAGUGUUGAAUUUUAUGGAAUUGGGAGAAGUACCGAGUUUGAAGCGUUCAUGAGCAGACAUUGCAGUUGAAUAUUCAAGUUCUGAAUUUGAUUAUUGAUGAAUAAUAAAAUAAAUCCUACUAACUCGAUUGAUGGUUUCAUUUAAUUUAUUUAAACCAGGUUACCUAUAAUAAUAUUUUUUCGUUAAUUUUUGAAAAUAUCAAAUUAGCCCGUAAUCCUGAAUCCUGAUAACUACUACUAAUUUAACACAGGUACGACUGUACUCAGUGUUGCACUAUCAAAUGCAAUUGACGCGCCUCUAUGCCAGGGUUUUUAUGUUCCUGGUCAGGCUAUAGCAAAAUUCUCUUUUUAUGAUUUGUGACUUGUGAGUCUAAAAUUGAUACUGAUCUCACACAAAAGGAUAUGAAACAAUUAAAACAACGACUUUACAUCUUAUACCUACUUAACUCUAAAGUUUAGUAAAAUGAGCUGUUAAAAAUAUAGCUCUAAGUGAGAUUUCAUACUUAAUAAUAAGUAUGAUAUUGACAUUUUGUCCUCGCUUUAUUUACAUUAACUAAAAACGCAAUAACAGCUGUUUUCUCAGCUAAAAUAUAUGAAUUGAGGUUGGUGCCUGCAUAAUACAUUUAAAUAUUUACUUAGGUAAUUGUUAAUAUUUUAGAUAGCGUAAUAUUAUAUGGGCAAAGUUAUUGUAUCGCUUGCAGUCAUUUCGAUUCUAGAAUAAUAAAGUUCUUAACAUUUAAUGCCCUAUUCAAUUAAGGUUUGAGUAUUGAAGGUACUUGAAUAAAAACGCAGCGCAAGGCAGCGUGGUGGGGAUAGUUCGUUAUUUGUGCGAGAGCCGUGGUUGUGAGCGGACGUAUUGUUUCGCGGCGUAGGUUUUAUAUGAAAUCGUUUUUCAAAAAUAACGGGCGAUAGAAUAACAAUGCUUAAUGUUUAUAACGGUUACUAAAGUUAGUGCCUGAUCGCACGCGUGCAUUCAUUACUCACGAGAUUAAGUUAGUUUAAGUAUAGGAUAAAGGUAUAUUUGAACUUGUCCAAUUAUUCAAAGUCAGUUAAAUUUCAGCGAAUUUCGUUGUUUUCACUGAUUUUGUUCACUUAGGGUCGUAUUCUAAAACAACGCUUAAACUAUAGUCUGGUCUGUGAGCACGUAGAAUUUUGUCCAAUGACCCCAGGCUACCCAUUCUUAUCGCUCGCACGUAAUUAUAUUGCUGUCGCGACUGUGCGACGGGCGCCCGCAGUGAGUGUGCGAGCGCGACAGCAACAUAAUUACGCGCGAGCGAUAAGGAUGGGUAGCUUGGUGUCCAUGGACAAUAUUCUACGUGCUCACGGACCGGGCUUUAGAUUUAAACACUCAGGCUUGUGAUUUUCAGGCUUGAAGGACGUCGUAGCACACUUAUCAACAUGGAAAGUGAUCGCAACCGUAUCAACUCGAGGCGGUCAGUAUUCUUUAAAUGAAACUCCAUAUUGCAACGCACACUUAUCUACACCGUAACGUAAACGCCUCGCCUCGCGGUUGACAGCGCGCGGAAGGCGGUGUUGAUCCCUUUCCGAGUUGACAAGUCUGCUAUGACCUUAAAUCUGUUAUACAUUGAAGAUGACUGAACGUUGUUUUUUAAUAUGUAAUUGUACUCUACAGUUUGUCAACUUGUAAAAAUAAUGUGUUGUGAAUAUUAUUCGAUACAUUUGACCGACUGUAGAAACAAAUUGGAACGAGUUUUAGCUGUUAAGCUUGCGGUGCAUGUACUGAUUAUGAAGUGUACGGUCGACAGCAGAUCAACAUACCACAAAAACUAGUUUCUUCAAUGGAUUUUGGGCUUUAUUUCCUUAGAUUUUUGGUAAGUUGAUGUCUUGGUGACUGUACAUUAUUGUUCUUAUUGCACUCGUGUAUGUGUGUCGGUGGUAUUGGGUUUUGGGUUAAAUCAAUAAGUGGCUGAGGCUCUCCAGAGGCUUUUUAAUUUUAAUGUUUUUGAUGUAAGGUUGAAAAUGGAUUGUACCUAGCACAUACUUGACUGUUGUAUUGUAUAGUCUGUUCUCUCGCACACUCACUGCGGCCGUCCGUCGCACAGUCGUGACAGCAAUAUAAUUACGCGCGAACGAUAAGGAUGGGUAGCUUGGGGUCAUUGGACAAAAUUCUACGUGCUCGGAGACCGGGUUUUAGUUUUUAUUUUUCUGAUCGUUUUUAUGUCAAUUUCGGGUUGUUUUAAUAAGAAAGUCCGUCAGUUAUUGACAAUCAAAAACCAUUUUUAAAUUCUCCGACACAUUAACACGUAGUCCCUUCAGAUGGUUGAUCUUUAGAACAAAUAUAAGGCAACGGAGGAUCAUAUCAUUUGUCGUUAUUAUUAUACUAAAAAGCACAUUAUUUACUAGUUAGAUUAAUGUUUUGUCUUAAUGCUAUAAUAUCGAAAACACCCAAAGAUGCUUUAUUAAAUUUAGUAUUAGAAAGUAAGAUAGGUCUUAGUACGCCACAGAGAUGCAAUCGGCGAUUAAUUUUCAUUAUGCUGUCAGUGGCAUCUGUGUGACGUCAUAUACGGACGACAAAACAUCAAGCUAAAAUCUAAAUACUGCUGGAAUCUUAUGCCCUUGUGAUAAGUGCUAUAUUGCAACAAAAAUUUACACUUGAUGUGCUGUCAACGUGAGACCACCACGAUGUCCGUCUUAAUAAUAUUUUUUAAUUAAGCGAUGUUACAUUAUCAAGUACAUUAUUAUAAUAAUAAUUAUAUGACUUAAAGACCAAAGCUAGCGCAUUAUAAUAUUAAGUGACAAAAUACAAACACUGGUCACACUGUACAUAAUUUUAUAUUUUUGAAUUCGAUGGCUAUGCGUUACUUGUUUAUAAUUUUAUGAAGCAAUAUUUUUGUGUUCUUAAAAUAUAUUAUUUGGUUAUGUACGUGUUAUAUACUUUGUUGAAUAGGUGCGGGGUUUAGGUGCCUGGUUAAAAUAUAUAAAAUACAAAUAGAUAAUGAUAUUUAUCCAGCCAUACUACUAAAUUUGUGCCUUUGCAUAAAAUCAGAACUACUGUAUAGCUGGAUUCACUGCAGAUCUUACCUUUAGUAAAAUAUUAUAUUAAAUUGUAUUUCAAUAUAAUCCAGUACUAAAUAGAAAAUAUUUUAAAUGUUUGUUAUUUGUUAAUAUGAUAGAUACCACAGUGUUGGAUAAAUUGUAAUCGUGCUAUUUUGUUUCUGGUAACAUAUUUAAUUUCAAAGUUUUCUAUCACAUAUAAUAUGAGUUAUUUCAUAUUAAGAAUUGUACCAUUAUAACUAUCUACUUGAAUAUGUGCAAAUUAAAAGACAAUGGUGUGAUAAUAACACAACGAAAAUCAUGUGCUCUUAUUUGUGUAAAAAAAUCGCAAUCGCAACACUGUGGCGUUCUAUCUACCACCAACGUGUACUUACUAUGUGUGCUACAGUGAGUGUUUGUUUACAAUGAGGAUUUGUAUUUGUUUGGUGCAAGUGUACUGAAUAGGUAUCAUAGGAUAGUUUGGUGCCUUCAUCCGUUGAUUGGCGAUGGAGUUUAGAAAAUCUUAGGAUUUGAAGUUUAGAUUCCAUCGUCAAAUAAAUAUUUAUCUUUAGCUAAACGUCUUUAGAUGCUACCAGUAAUACUGAAAAGUAUUUUUGGUAUAAUCUAUUGAAAAGUUAUCAUACUGAUAGAUUUUUAAGCAUGAGCCUAAAGUUGUUGUACACUAGGUUAAAGUAUAGAAACAACAUUGUUUUCAAUAUGGCACAAACAUUUUUAAAUGUCCUAUCGUCUUCGCAUUUAUAGCUUAGUUCAUAUAAUUUAUAAAUGUCUGAAUUAUAAUUUAUUUUUACAUUAUAAUUGAAAUUAUUUAUCCUGGUUGAAUUCUGUUUAAGUAUUAUGUUUUAGAUAUUGUUUAAGCAAAUUGAUUUUAAACUUGUUAGCAAUUUCCUGACAAAACAAAAUGGAACCAUCCUGCCACGAAAUAUAGUGGAUUUUUUUGGAACUAAAACAUAAAACUGCUGUUCCCUAUAGUACAGUACCUCUAGCAUGAACAACUUUCGACUUCGAAUCGUUUGCGUAUUUGACAAAAUUCGAUAUUCAACCUUCGAAUUAAACGAUAACGUGACAAUUUUGAUUCUCAAAAUAAGUUUCAACCAUUUCUCAUACAAAGUUCACUUUACGACACGUUCACAAGGGCGCUGUUGUAGUUUUCGUACUAAAUCUUUUGACGGCGAUUCGAGUACGCAAACGAUUCGAACUCGAAAGUUUUUCGUGCUAGCCGUACAGGUGCGGCUAAAGAUAUUGUUAAUGUAAUUAUUUUAUAAGGGUACCAAUUGAGUUGUCUCUAAUUAGUUAUGAUGAGUUUUAAAUAUGUAAAAUGUGUUAUACUUUAUUCAUUGUAAUUCCUAAAGUUUUACUGAAUAUCAUUUCGUAUCUAUAUAAUGUUGAAUCACAUUUAUUUUAUGUAAUGAAAGUUAAUGUUUUGAAGAUGAUUAUUACUAUAUUAGUUUAUGAUUAUGAUUGUGUAAAAUCUUAUUUAUUUAGAUUGGAACUUGAGAUUCGUAGUUGUCAUUUUGUCAAAAUAAUUUAAACAAAGUUUGCUGUGAUUGGAUGUCAUUUUAUUAAUUUGACAAAUGGCAACACUAAAAUUAAGGAUUUUGGCAUAUCGCCGCGCAAUCGAGACAGCGAAAUUUUCAACUCGUAUCAGAGUUCAAUCUAUCAUUCAUGAAUCUGAGAGAUCUGUGGGACUUCAAACGUCGUUUUCGUAUUUUUGGAUAUCCGUUGCUAUCGCUAGACGGAUCGAUCCAAAAAAGCGGGGACAGCGCCUUGAGAAGUCCCACAGAUGUGCGAAACUACUUGAUCGCAAAAAUUAUAAAGGUUUAUUGGCGGAAAGUUGUCGGAGCCUGAAAUUGUUAUCAAUCUAAUAAUUUGAUUUCAAUUAUUCCACAUAACUUAUACUGAAAUAGGUAACUUAAAAGUUUUGUACUGUCUUACGGUUUCUUGCUUUUUGACCAAAGCAAUGGCAGGGUUUUUCAGGUUGUAAAAUAAUUAUUAUGUAAAAUCUUGUAUGUACCUAGUCUUUGUCUUUAAAGUUAUGUGGGAUACAAUGUUAAUAUUAUACAUUUAUGUGUUGUGUACAGUGGUGUGUAUGUUGAUACUUGAGCAUUGUUUUGCGAAAAUAUCCUCUUUUGUAUGCGAACAAAAUGAAAGAAUAAAAUAUAAAUAUUACAAA
This is a messenger RNA of Ostrinia nubilalis (European corn borer), 8493 nucleotides long. RefSeq lists its product as uncharacterized. NCBI's taxonomy places the organism in Eukaryota, Metazoa, Arthropoda, Insecta, Lepidoptera, Crambidae. The transcript is spliced from 3 exons. The coding region runs from base 115 to 552 and encodes 145 amino acids. The record is from RefSeq and is a predicted model, not a curated record.